UACUAUAAAAACCUAAGAAUACUCCUUCGUUUCCAAAGUUAGCAAAAAUACAAACCCUACCCAUUCACCCAUCUGGUUCACCGGAAACAACAUCGGCGGCAGCGGAGGCUUCUCCGGCGACCCAAAAGUGAGAUUAUGGAUAGCAUGAAGAAAAUGAGUUUUGAUUCAAAUUGGCAUUGGACAAAUGAGAGACACACUGAUUUCUUGAACUCCAUGGAGGCUUCAUUUGUUCGAACAAUGUUCGAAGGUCAAAUUUCUCGUCUUGAUCGCUAUAUACCGGACACGACGGAAUCUACGCAGGAUUUGGGGAAGGAAAGACGAAGAAGAUAUUCUACCUCAGAGUUGAACAGGCGAAAGAAGGAUAAGAGAACCAGAUUAUUGUCAUCUCAAUCGGAUAUUUCUUCACAAGAUCAGGUGGUCCCACAAGUGAACAACAAAAGAGAUGAUAAGGAAAAUGAUGAGACUUGAAAGAGACCAUCUUGAUGUUCCCAAUUGUGUAGAAUGUUAAUUUGUACCUUUGUUGUGUGUUUUUCAAUUUGUUAUUUCUCUUUUCAUCUUUGAAAAAUCUUUGGUUUUAUGCAACUUAGAAGUUGUUAGAAUAAAUUGGUACCUUAAUUUUGGUCUCAA
This is a messenger RNA of Olea europaea var. sylvestris, 627 nucleotides long. RefSeq lists its product as uncharacterized. The coding region runs from base 136 to 468 and encodes 110 amino acids. The transcript is spliced from 3 exons. NCBI's taxonomy places the organism in Eukaryota, Viridiplantae, Streptophyta, Magnoliopsida, Lamiales, Oleaceae. The record is from RefSeq and is a predicted model, not a curated record.